CCCGUCGCGCCAAACAUCCCAUGCAGAGCAAGAUGCUGAAAGAGGACAAGAGAUAAUGGAGAUCGACGAGCUUGAGUCUUUGCAUGUAUCCGGCCAGCCUGUGCAACGGCGCUGUCAGCUCAAAAUUGAAGAAGAGAUCGAUGGAAACCAGCACAGGCGCCAAGUAGUUGUACAAAAAGAAAUGCUGCAGCUUCAAACUACGCAGAAACGAAUCGAAACGAACUAUCGCUUAAUAGAAAGCAGAAUUCAAUCGAAACAGGACCAACGAAUUGGAGAGAUGCAACAACAAACAGACACGCAACUUCGUGACUUCGGCAAUCGCUUCAAAAGUACCCAGGCCGAGUUACCUCAACGCGUUGAGACUUUGGUAAAGUUGAGCUUGGAACGGCGCAACGACUCACUUCAAGACCAGCUUCAACAAAAGCUUUUGGAAGCGCAAGCCCAGCACCUCCGUGAUAUAGAAUCUAAGAACCAGAACUCUCUCGCUGCUAUAAGUGCAAAACUGGACAAGGCAGCGGGCUGCACAGCGUGGUGUGGAAUUACGGAUUCGAGCAAGAACGUGAAGACGUUCGUUCGAAGAGCUGCGGUGCGCGCUCUCGAAGCGCUUCUGAGGGCCCACGCAGGCGACACGGUUCACGCAUCAUCCAAGAAAGACCAAUUUGACAUUUAUGCGCGCGGUACAGACUCGUCUUCUGUUGUCCGUGCGCAGUCUAUCAAGUCAUUGUCAGCAAUUCUACUCAAGUUCUCAUGCGAUGAAGAAGCGCACAACCUGUGA
Phytophthora infestans T30-4 is the source of this 775-nucleotide messenger RNA. RefSeq lists its product as uncharacterized. The transcript has 4 exons. Lineage: Eukaryota; Oomycota; Peronosporomycetes; Peronosporales; Peronosporaceae. The record is from RefSeq and is a predicted model, not a curated record. The annotation marks the transcript as partial. Gene Ontology annotation, biological process: NAD+ biosynthetic process. Gene Ontology annotation, molecular function: quinolinate synthetase A activity; 4 iron, 4 sulfur cluster binding.